Messenger RNA from Cyprinus carpio (common carp), 3334 nucleotides. It is a transcript of the gene gjb7, whose product is annotated as gap junction protein beta 7. Gene Ontology annotation, cellular component: connexin complex. NCBI's taxonomy places the organism in Eukaryota, Metazoa, Chordata, Actinopteri, Cypriniformes, Cyprinidae. Gene Ontology annotation, biological process: cell communication. The record is from RefSeq and is a predicted model, not a curated record.
CAAACCUUAUGAAGAAACAAACUCAUCUACAUUUGGGAUGACCAGAGGGUGAGGACGUUUUCAUUUUUGUCUGAUUUAUUUAUUUAACAUCAUAUAGUCUGGUGCACUGAAGACGUCCAUCUCUGCUUGUCAUAAGACACCUUCAUUGGUUCAGUUUAUAUUUAAAUGCAUUCAUUUUAUUGAUUCUUCUUUUUUUUUUACAGCGGUACUUUGUACCUCACACUUCAAAUGAUCGAGUUAUGCAUCCUGCUCAUCUCUACAUUUAUUAGUCCCUCAUACAAACAAAACUGAUGAAAGAGCUUUAUGAUUAAAGCCUCAGAAGACUGUAUGAUUAUAUCUGGUGUGUUCAAGUGUGUUCAGGUUCAUACCUCGAGUCUAUUGUUAAUAUCAUUACCAGAAACUGGCCACUUUGUGCUGCAGUGUUUUCAUUAUUGGUUUUUCUUCCUUUUUUUAUCGUUUGUUUGUCAGUCUGUAUAUUGAUGAACUGAUAAUUGUAUUAGAGCCAGCACAUCUGAAGAAGAGGUUUGUCAUAAAUACAUCUGAACAUAAAUGAACGAUGCACAUGAAAAUGCCUCUAGCUGAUUAAACAGAGCCUGAUGACGUCUCUGAGGUGGAGCAUGACCAAAGAUGAUGAAAACAAAAUCCUAAAAAUAAGACCAGUAACACUAGUUAAGAGCAUAAACACACUUUUCCCCUGACUUUUAACACCUGUAGCAAUCACAAAUGAAGGCGUUUAACAGCAGACUGGUUUUCUCUGCUAGUAGCUCAUCAGUAAUUCAUGCACACGCACAAACAGCCUGCGGUUUCUCAUUAAAACUGCAUGCGUAACCUAUUGGGUUACACACAUCUACAGGUUCACUUUAUGUGUCUGCAAUAACCCUCAUUAAUCUGCAUCAGUGCUACCUGUGAAAGACAAACCCACAGCACUCUUCAUACAAACAAACAAAUCAUCGACGAGUCGUUGUCCUGCAACAUUUUACAUGUGAAAUGACUGAGUACCACGACGUUUGAAUGGUUGCAGAUGGGGAAAGAUGCCGUCUACCAGCUGAAUGCUCUGUAACUAAUAAUGCGAGCGCAGUGAGCGUCUGUCAAGGGCACGAGUGACUGUUUACACUGCUAACACUACAGGCUAUGAGGCUCACAACACCUCGUGCAUUCAGCAAGCACACCAAAACACUGUCCUGUCAGCCGGCUCAGAGCAGAGCGUUUCCAGUGACACAAGAGUCCUGCCAUAGUAACCAAACAGGUGUGGCACCUACGCCAGGUGUGUCUGAUUAUCAUAUAGCAGAGCGAAGCAGCUCUCGGAGCAUUUACAGUCUGUCAGCAGCAGAGCAGAAGGGAAUCAGACUGCAUGAAAGCAGCCCGAUGAAUCAUGAACUGGGGAUUCCUGGAGAAUGUGUUAAGCGGGGUGAACAAGUACUCGACUGUCGUCGGACGGGUCUGGCUCUCCAUCCUCUUCGUGUUCCGCAUCCUGGUGUACGUCGCCGCCGCCGAGCAGGUGUGGAAGGACGAGUUCAAAGACUUCGUCUGCAACACACAGCAGCCGGGCUGCGAGCAGGUUUGCUUCGACCGCUUCUUCCCCAUCUCUCAAGUGCGGUUAUGGGCCAUUCAGCUGAUCAUGGUGUCCACCCCGUCGCUGCUGGUGGCUCUGCACGUGGCUUACAGGGAGCACAGAGAGAGCAAGUACAAGAGGAAGCUGUACCAGGACAAAGGCAGCAUCGACGGAGGGCUGUUCUUCACCUACAUCGUGAGUCUCAUCCUCAAGACGUCCUUCGAGGUGGCCACUCUGCUGGCUUUCUAUUUCCUGUACAGCGGCUUCCACAUUCCCCGCUGCUCCGGUUGUGAUGAGAGCCCCUGGCCCAACACGGUGGACUGCUACAUCGCAAAAGCCACCGAGAAGAAAAUCUUCCUUUAUAUCAUGGGCUGUAUGUCUAUACUGUGCAUUGCACUGAAUGUGGUGGAGAUGAUGUACAUCAUAUCGAAGCAGUGCUGGAAGUGCUUCAGUAAGAGGUACGCUCCUGUGCAUGAAAGACGGCCUCCAUCCACACUCACUCUCAGCUCACCGCCGCCGCUAGCCGUGUCUAAAGACGAAGGCCUUCAUUCUGCGCCGGCUGGAAAGGCAAGCCCAAAGCUUUCUGCUGCGUGAACGCUUGGGCGUUUUUUAAUGCAUGCUACACCAGUUCCUCUCCGCUGAUGGCUCGCAGACACCAAGGAAUCACAAGAACAAAUGCAAAUAACAAACUAGUCACGUAGAGCUAUGUUAGCAUAACAAACAAAAGUAUGAACUUUCAAAGGGGAAGAGAAAACACUUCUCAAAUCUUUUGUUUGAACUGUAUUCCGGGCAGAAAUUCUUGCUAUUUGAGUAGCAUCUAGUCAAAUUAGAUGUCAGCAUGCCCUCAUACUCACAAACCAUCAACAAGGAUGACAAAAUACAGCCCAGAUUACAUUAAACACAGGUUCAUUUGAAAUGAGGGAAAGUAUGUCUUGUGCGGGGAACAUUAAACUACUGACUAUUAUCAACUAUUGAAACCAAACCUGUCAAUUUUAUUAAGACUGUCAUAUCAUGUAGCAUAUUGUUGGGCCUGCAAAGUUUAUGGUCAUAUUAUUAUAUUUAUUUUUGUAUGAUAAAUAAUUGUGGUACUGUCCAAUUACAGAACAAGAUGAAACUGUAAAAAUAUGAAAAAAUACCUUUCUUUAGAUAAAUCUUUAAUUACAUUGCAGACCCUUAACCCACCCUUACUUAAUCACGCCCCUAACCCUAUCCCUCCUCAAGCAGCUUAAGUGAUUUGCAAUACAAUGAACGCAAGUACAUCAUACCAAACUAUUCAUUACUUUAGAUGUAAGUACACAGUAGUUAAAACAUCUAAUAUAAAGUGGAACCAACUGUAUUUAGGAGGACUGUUUCUUUUACAUCUUGAAAAUAAAUAUCCUUGUCGGAUAAUCAUGGUGGAUCAGUGCGUUAUUAAACAUUAAGUGGCUUGAGAAAGAAAGAAAAACUAAAUGCCUCAACUUUAAAAGCACCUACCACUAUAGACUGACAUACACUAUAUGGACAAAAGUAUUGGGACCCCUCCUUCUAAUGAACAGGUUUGACUGCUUUAGUAAUUUCUAUGAGUACAAAUAUUAAUGUUUAACCAUAUAAUGAUAUUCUAGGGAAUUGUGUGCUUCUAGUUUUAUAGCAACAGUUUGAACAGGACCCUUUUCUAUUCUAGCAUGACAAUACCUCUGUGUGUAAGGCAAGGUUCAAAAAGAAAUGAUUGAUUGAGUCAGUGUGGGAGAACUUGACGGGUCUGGUGUGACUUUAAAUGCAGACCUUGAGCCAGAAACUCAUCAC